Messenger RNA from Colias croceus (clouded yellow), 1632 nucleotides. It is a transcript of the gene CPR56, whose product is annotated as cuticle protein 16.8-like. Gene Ontology annotation, molecular function: structural constituent of chitin-based larval cuticle. The record is from RefSeq and is a predicted model, not a curated record. Lineage: Eukaryota; Metazoa; Arthropoda; Insecta; Lepidoptera; Pieridae. Bases 95 to 652 code for a protein of 185 amino acids. Gene Ontology annotation, cellular component: chitin-based extracellular matrix. The transcript is spliced from 4 exons.
CGUUCUAUCUCAUUCCAUUUACCGCCAAGACUAGUUUACCUUCACAGUGUGUGUUGUGAUUCUUAACGUGCUGUUCGCGGGUAUACCUUCGAAUAUGCUACUAAAUAUACUGGUACUCACGGCUUGCGUGGCUCUCACCAGCUGCGAUGUAUCCCACAUCAUAGAAGAGACGACAACGCUACCACCACCCCCGAGGCCGUACGCGUUUUCGUAUACUGCUGGUCGGUAUCCUGGACAUACUGACCGGCAGCACGCGGAGGUUAGCGAUGGUAGUGGAGUUGUUAGAGGCACCUUUUCCUACGUGGACCCUCGUCAGAAGGUCCGUACGGUGGACUAUAUAGCGGACAGGGAGGGCUUCCACCCAGUACUGAGUGACCCUCUGCCUGAACACCCCAGGGACUCGGAGUCUGUAGCUCAGGCUAAGGAUAAGCACUUUGCUUUGUAUGCCCAGAUCGCGGAGGACCACGCUCACCACCCGCAUCCUGAUGAAGCAUCAUUCCCCCGCCAAUCAGAGGCCGUCGCAGCAGCAGCGGCUAAACACGCGCAACUUUUCCGAGUAAUCGCCGAACAACAUGCAAGAAUCGCGGCUGAAAGAGAAGCAUUACAACGGGAAGAGGAAGAGAAACAACACUUACAGGACUUGUCACAAUAAAGAGUUACUAUAUGAUGGCUUAUGACUCGACUAUAAACCAAAAACUAUCCUAUUGUAUAGCUAACUACAUUCUGAUGGUUUUUGACGUACUAAAAACUACUCAUGAUCUUCUUUAAAAAGUGUCCGAUAGCGUUUGACCAACAACUAAACUCAUAAAACGUCGGAACCAACCGAACGACGUUGCAUAAGCUUUCAUUCGAAUUGAAACCUCAAAAUCAUAGCAGUAAAGUUCAAAGUCACGAAAUAGGUUUUAAAGUAAAUGUUUAUUUUUACAUUCAAAUUAACACCUUAUUUUCUGCCAGUAAAGUUUAAACUAUUGAAUAUGCUUGUUCAAAACUACUUAGGCAGAGUAAUGCUUCAGACAAUUUUUAAGCGUGAUUGUGAGUCUAGUUGUACUCUUUGACCCAUGUUUUGUAUUUUCAAAGUGAACAAAUCUUUCUUUAACUUAGUUUGAAUCUCAGAAACACUAUAGAAAAUAUCCAAUAAUACUAUGUUAGUUAUGUCGUACCCUGUUUUGUGAAAUGUAUGAAAGUUAGAGACGGCCACCCGUAAAUCAAAUUAGUUCUUUCAAAUAAUAUACAAUUUACGACUUUAACCUAUGUAUGUACUUAUAAAGUUUGAUUUUUAACAGUUUUAACAGUCAAAAGGGCCAUCAUAUAGAUAUUUUAGAAUAGUGACAAUACUGACUAGGCAUUUAGGAAACAUUUUGACUCGGCUAACACCAAAUAACACUUGGUCUGAAAAUUUCAUAUUUUUAUUUGAUAAUACAAAUAAAAUAAUUGAGAAUAAAGAGAAAAUAAAACUAAUUGUAUUUAUAUUUUCAACUGCCUUUAAAAAUGUAAUUAACUUUACCUGUAUUUAUGGAUUUCGAUAUUAUUUUUUUAUAAAGUUACCAUUUUUUGUAAUGAUUUUGUAUUUUUAUAUUUUUGUAUGACGCGGACGGCCAUAUUGUGUUACCUGUAAUAAAGUAUUUAAUACUU